GUUCCUCAUCCCGUGUCCCAAACUCCAUGCAAGAAGCGGAUACUUCCUCGGUUAUUCGUCCUCGCGAAGCCUCCGUCACUGCCGGAGGAGGAAGAGAGCAGGAGACGGGGAGCACGGAGAUGGAUAGUCUGCUACUGAUGCUCUCAUGCGAAGAGAAGCAGCGGGGCGAGGUCGGCGGCGCGAGCAGGCCCAGUGGCGCCGGCGGGGUCCGCCAGUUCGAGUGCAAGACCUGCAGCCGCCGGUUUCCGACGUUCCAGGCGCUCGGAGGCCACCGGACGAGCCACACAAGGCCGAGGGGGCGUGGAGACGGGUGCAACCCGGUGCAGAAGAUGAGGCCGAAGCUUCACUCCUGCCCCGUGUGCGGCUUGGUGUUUCCGAUGGGCCAGGCUCUCGGCGGCCACAUGCGGCGGCAUAAGACGGCGGCGCCGGACGCGCAUGCCGCGAGGGAAGGUGGUGCGAGGGAGCUUCGGUGGCUGGACUUGAACUUGCCGCCGCUGGAGAACGAAUUGCAGCUCCAAAGUCUUGGAUUCCGAUACACGGCAGAAGGAUCUGCAACGCGAGAUUCCUCCAGUUAUUCAUCGCAUAGUGCAUGAUGAUGAUUUGAUGACUAUAUAUCUAUUUUGGAUGAAUUCCUUUCAGGAGAAGCAUUGUUCAUAUCCUCAUCGCCUCAUUCAUUUCUUUUUCUUGCUUUGAUUUCUUCAUUACAUUACAUAUGGUGUUGGAUUUUAAUUUGGCUCUAAAUUUGUUGGUUUCUUAGGGUUCAUA
Molecule: messenger RNA, 765 nt
Organism: Musa acuminata subsp. malaccensis (wild Malaysian banana)
Lineage: Eukaryota; Viridiplantae; Streptophyta; Magnoliopsida; Zingiberales; Musaceae
Product: zinc finger protein ZAT18-like
Source: RefSeq, a predicted model, not a curated record